Messenger RNA from Anthostomella pinea, 1377 nucleotides. NCBI's taxonomy places the organism in Eukaryota, Fungi, Ascomycota, Sordariomycetes, Xylariales, Xylariaceae. The record is from the annotation of a GenBank genome assembly.
AUGACAUCCAUCAUCUUGCGUGCCGCCGCCACUGGCGCGCUUCUUUUGACAGGGAACCUCGUCUCUGCGCAGUACUACAAAAUCGACUCAGAUGACGACAUCAAAAGCGCUGCGAAAACACUCGCUUCCGACCUGAUGCAAUACUACCACGGUAACGAGUAUGGUCAGACACCUGGAAUUCUACCUGGUCCUCCCCCGGCCGGCGAUUACUACUGGUGGGAAGGAGGUGCGAUGUGGGGAGCCAUGAUCGACUAUUGGCAUCUGACUGGCGACGACACCUACAACGACAUCGUCACCCAGGCUCUCCUACACCAAGUCGGGCCCAACAAGGACUACAUGCCUCCCAACGUGACGGCUUCGCUGGGCAACGAUGACCAGGGCUUUUGGGGUAUGACGGCCAUGCAAGCCGCCGAGGAGAACUUCCCAAACCCUCCCGAGGACCAACCCCAGUGGUUAGCGCUGGCGCAGGCUGUUUUCAACACACAGGCUAGUCCUGACCGUCACGACGAGACAUGUGGAGGUGGUCUACGGUGGCAGAUUCCCUUUGCAAACAACGGAUACGAUUAUAAGAAUAGUAUCGCGAACGGAUGUUUCUUCAACCUCGGUGCUCGCCUCGCUCGAUAUCUUGAUAACCAAACAUAUGCCGACUGGGCAGAGAAGACCUGGGACUGGGUUGAGAGCGUCGAUUUAAUGGACAAGGACUACAACAUCUAUGACGGUGCCCACGUCGAAAGCAACUGCACCGAUAUCAACAGAGCCCAGUUCUCAUACAAUAACGGUGUCUACUUGCUUGGCGCUGCUUACAUGUACAACUACACUAGCGACCCCAAAUGGGAGCAGCGAGUCACUGAUCUCUUGAACGCAACAUUAAACGUCUUUUUCCCCGGAAAUAUCGCCUUCGAGGUUGCCUGCGAGGAACACAUGACGUGUACGACGGAUAUGUUGAGUUUCAAGGGCUACAUGCACCGAUGGAUGUCAACUAUGACCCAGAUUGCACCAUUCACCGCGAACACAGUCCUCCCCGUCCUCCAGACGUCAGCAGAGGCGGCUGUAACCCAGUGUACGGGGGGCAGCAACCAAAGGACAUGCGGGUUCGGCUGGAAAAGCGGCGCUUUUGAUAACAGUGUCGGUGCUGGCCAGACCAUGGACGUAUUGGGGGCUGUCUCGUCUCUGCUGAUUGGCAAAUCCAAGGUUCCGGUAACGAAUUCAUCGGGAGGCACCAGUGCAGGCGAUACAAAUGCCGGAGCAGGCAGCGACACGUUCACCAACAUGCCCACACCGAUAACAACUGGCGACCGAGCAGGUGCUGGUAUACUAACGGCGCUUGUUCUUGCAUCUGCGCUUGGUAUAUUCGGCUGGAUGAGUAUUGCUUCAUGA